Recurvomyces mirabilis is the source of this 5412-nucleotide messenger RNA. RefSeq lists its product as uncharacterized. The record is from RefSeq and is a predicted model, not a curated record. Bases 1 to 5412 code for a protein of 1803 amino acids. Lineage: Eukaryota; Fungi; Ascomycota; Dothideomycetes; Mycosphaerellales; Teratosphaeriaceae. The transcript is spliced from 2 exons.
AUGGGUGCCAAUGCGUCUUGCUUGUCGUCUCCAGUAUUUGGCUAUGACAUGGUUGUGGCGACCACCCAAGCCAGUAUCAAUUCGACACUGUUGGAGUGGCUAUCGGAGUCGAACCAGCUAGCCCGCUAUGUCUGGUUCACGAAAGACCCGAAGUCAAAGACCGGCCAAUCCAUGCACCAGGGCCAUGUGUCUCCGCUGUUGAUGCUGGCAGGUGGUAUCAAUCCGUUCGAUAUCCCAGACCAGACUCCUCCCACCGAUCCGCGCAUUGUAGCGCUGACUCAGGCUGGUUUUCUUGGAGCCAUCAAGAUGCAACUCGGUGUGCCAUCUCAAGUCUUGCCUAAGGAUGUCACAAUCUUGUCAAUCGUGCAGAAUCUGUCAACUGCCUGGACUGUGUGGACGCAACCAGAUGAUGUUCCAUGGACCGUCGGAUCCACUGUUGGUCUCACAACGCAGGCGCUCGAUCCCACACUAAAUGUCCCCUACUUCAACAAUGGUAGAUCCAAGACCAGGGCUGCCAUACUUGCUAGUUUGGGAAAGAACAAAGACCCAUUCACUCUACAGCAACUUGUAUUCGAUUUCAGCAAUGCCGUGCCGACACUGACCAACCCUGUCUUUUUGCCGGAGGGCUCAUUCGCAUCGCAGAUGAUCAAUCAAGGCUUCAUAUCCUCCUACGUGGCUAUUAUCAGUCAGCUUGGCAGUCCGCCAGUCUCCAUAAAAGCCAUCUCGCCAACGACAGUCAACUCUUCGGCGCUUGCAAUCACUAGUCUGGCCUGGGAAGUCAGUCCGCCUUUGGGUUUGGGCCCUAGUGCCCCCGGCUUUCAGGAUGCCACUACUUUGAAUUACCUUUGCGCGGUCAAUGGCCACCAGCUGCCACCUGCAAAGCCCUUCAGCUGGACUUGGGUUCUGCCUGAGGACAUCGACAACGAGAGCGGGAUUAUCGCCAUCAAUCGCAACCUCAUCGCCAACUUCAUCUUGCAGCAAAUCUUACCACAGGCCAUCCCGUGCUGCGUCAAAUGCAGUUUCUCAACCACAGCUCAUUGGCAAGGCGGAGCGAGCUACUACUGGACUCUAUCCUCCAACCAGCAGCCGGAGAUUGCCACGGUGACACCGAACGGACCCAAUGUGAUCCAGAUCAAGUUUCAACCCAACUACGACGGGCACCUGGAAUCUAGUGGGGCCGUAUCUGUUGGGCUACAGAUUCUGCCUACCUAUACAUGCGACGUGACCUUUGAUAAAAACAUCAUCACGAUCACUCAACACAUGGCGUUCCGAGUCUACGUUCGUUACGACAGCUCGUCAGAUACCUGCAUGGUCGUUGAUAAGACCAUCACAGACGAAUACACAAUCUCUGUGGACCAGCAAGGCAGCUUGCAGACCAAAAGAAAAAGCCUCCCGCCGGUGGACAAGUCCGAGAGCCCACACAACAAUGUGAUACUGAAUUGGUUCACAAAUAUCAACGAUAUGGUCAACGAUAUAAAGAAAACCGUCGCCCCAUUAGCUGCUACUCAGCUAAAGCCUAUCGAAUUCGAUCGUCUACAGAGCUUCAUAUUUCCUGGCGCAAGAGUUUUCACCUUCAAAUCUGCGACAUUCUCGGCAAAUCAAGACCUCUUGUGCGAAAUCACAUAUGUGGUCCCAGCUUCGGUGGCUGCUGCUAGUGGCCUUAAGAACGACAGUAAGACCACGCCGAAGAUGCCGGUCAACCCGAAACAGUUGCCGGGACCUUCUGGACAGCCCCAAGUAGCACCUGGGUUUCCGAUCCCAAGUCAGUCCCAGGCAGCAUCUGGGCUUCCCGUACCGAAUGGUACAGAUUCUGGAGCAGCCAAAGGAAGCAGUGCGAAUGCCGGUACAGGCCCUGUUCCGCCAAGCGAUGGUACGGCACCGUCAAAUGGCACAUCGAGUGGCACUGCUAAUCUCGGGUCCUACAGUCUCACCUAUUCCUCAGAGUUGAUACAAAAUUACGUUCAUGGAGAGCUGGUGUCGCCGCAGGCCAAGUUCGAGGCACUGCAGACGGCAGACGGCCACAGUCUACUUUUUGCCGUUAGCACUGCGGGUGUUCUCAACGUGAUAGUGGAAUCGAGCGGCACAAGCCAGACUGGCUGGAGCUGUAUAGACCUGUCAACAGCAAUUAUUCAAAAACAGUUUUCAGGUGCAACGGUGAGAACUUUCGAUGCCGGACAAAGUGCUCUUGAUGGCACCAUCGGUCUCGCGAUGAGCGUGUCGUCCGCAGGCUCUGAUCAUCUUGUCGUCUGCUUGUCAAACUCGAACACCAAUACCUCGUGGAUAGCCCUGCCAAAUUGGAUAUCCUGCCCCUUCGAUGCACCAAAUGAGAGCCGGACUUCCAUCUCAAUUGUAGGUGUGCUGUUCUCAGAGACGAUCAGUAAGCAGCAGUACCUUAUCGUCGACAUUGACCGCGCCCUGGACUCCGCAGUCAAGGAGAUCACACGUUAUUAUGUCAAUCCUGCUAAGCCGGGCGGGACCUGCUGGGUGCGACACGACGUGCCUGUGGAUAUCCAGAGCGGCAACUACCAGAGUCUGACAGGUAGAAAGGUCGGAGCUCUUGUUGAUGGAGUAUAUACGGCCGGUAAAUCUGGCGCCUCAGCCCAAUUGGUAUAUGUGCCAAUCAUCAACGCUUUUGGCAAUGGACCGCCCGCGCCAACACGUUUGAGCUUACCCGGUGGGGUUGCCGUAUCGGCGAUGACUGUUGCGCGGAACGAGACGCCGGGUUCUUCUAUGCAUGGCCUGACGGAUCUAUACGCUAUCGGAGGCUCUACCCUCUACUACUUCGACUCCGAAGCCCAGCGGAAUGAUGGCGGUGUUGCAAAGCCUGUGACGACAAAUGCCAUACUGAGUGGCACAAGUCAGCUUUUCGCUAUGACCCAUGAUGGUGUAACGACCUUGUGGGGCAGGAACGGAAGCGGUGUUGUCUACUAUACCACAUCCUCCACUACGAAGAUCUCUGUUCCUGGCUCAUGGAGUAGCUUGAAGCCAGUACUGAGCGGCAUUGAGAAGAUCUCGCCAUACAUCAAUCGCACCGACGGUGGCAAUACGAUAUUCGCUGCCGGCGGGGGCAAGCUUCAGAGAUUAAUACAGGCCACGGCCACUGCGUCAAAGAUGUGGCAAGCUCAGCCGAUCACGCUGGCCGCAGAACCAAUGCAGCCCUCGCUGGCCUUCAAGUCUUAUACUACAUCGCUCCAACUGCAAGGCCCAGACAGCGCUCCAGCACGAGGACUAAGCGUUACUCUUUCGGCCAAGUCUCGCGCCCCAGUGUACAUCAACGGCCUGUACUACACUCUGGGUCCACGGGCAAUCAACGUCCCCACCGACAAUAACGGCUUGAUGAUCAUUGUGGAAGCGAUCACGAAGGUCCAUGGGACGAUAAUUACUGUGACGGUGGACGGCGCAACUCCUGUAUUGAUAAAUCCUAUGGAAAAGACGUUCAAGAAGCUUGCCGCGCUGAACACCAGGGAUGCACUCAAUGCAGCGACUAUCCCGCAAGGGACCAAAGCUGGUGGGGUCGUGGGAGGCGCGCAGUCCAAGCCUUUCGUAUCACCCGGAGUCUCGAAAGACGAUGUCGGCGUAGCUGCCAGCAGCAUGUCCACUUUGAACCAAGCUUACGAUGGUCUGAACACGGUGAAGGUAACAUCGCAGAAAAUGGUCCAAUCAAAGCUUGCUAUUCCUACCAAGUCCCUGAUGUCCACAAGCAGCAUCGAGAUCGGGCCAGGUGACUUGUUGCAAAUGGCUGCGGCCGGAGUCGAAGGGGCUUUCGAUAAAGCCAUUCAGAUAUUCCACGAUGCGGCCACGGACGCGUGGACCUUUGUCGCAAACAUAGCUGGCCAAGCCUAUUAUGCUAUCUUGGACUCGGUUGAGACGGUGGUGGGUGCGGUCGAGUGGGUGUUCAACAAAAUCAAGACCAUCAUCGAUGACAUCCUGCUCUUUCUUGAGCUUCUCCUGUCAUGGGAUGAUAUUCGCCGGACAAAGGACGUCAUGUGUGGCAUGACCAAGCUCUACAUGCGUGAUGCUGUCUCCAGCUUAACGGAACUCCAGACCCUCUUCGAUGGCAAAGUUGCAGAUCUUGAAAGUCAGAUCAACAGUUGGAGUGGUAUUAAGCAGUGGCCAAGCCUUGGAUCAUCGGGUACAAAACCCAUCGGCUCUAGCUCUUCAGGCGGGUUACAGAAUUUGACCACUACUGGGCACAUGUUCAUAGGCCAUCUCAACGAUAACGCUGGAUCCAUGAGCACACAGUUUGGUACAGCCAUGACCGCGGCUCAGGGUAUAUUGCGGGACCUAGCCAAAGCCGUCGAACAAGAAGGCGAAGUGUUCCAGGCUGUUGGCCAGCAGAUCCAGACCCUGGCCAGCGAAAUCACAACGAUGAGCGCUGAGGAUGUGCUAAAGCGGAUAAUAGGUAUCGUGACGGACGGAGUCCUUUCAAGUGUGCAAGUCGUGGUAGACUGCCUGUUGAAAGUUCUGAGCGAGCUCUCAAGCGCCAUCGUAGAUUUCCUGGACACACCAGUCCACAUCCCGGUCAUUUCCGAUAUCCUCAAUGCACUGGAUGUAUCUGACCUAUCUAUUCUCGAUUUGUUCUGCUGGAUUGCUGCUAUUGUCACCACACUGGCAUACAAGAUAGUCGAAGGGGGCUCCGCACCGUUCCCCAACGACACAGUCCCCAACAAGAUCUCUUCUGCCACUGAUUGGACCAGCCUGUCAAGCGCAUUGAUUGCACCUUCUGUGCAGUCCCUUAAGGUAUCAACGCAUCUGACAGUCAAUAGAGUGGUGGUAAGGGCAUCUCCGAACGACAUGAAGCCGCCCCCAGAAGACCCACAUCCCGAGGCCAGUAAGUGGUUCAAGGUCGGACACGGCUUUGCUGGCUGCUUCCAGGUGGUCAAGACCAUCCUCCAGCCCCUGGAAAGUGUCAACCCGAAACCACCGAAGGGCCUAUCGGUAGCGAACAUUUCUGCCAAUGUUUUAGAGGCGACCUCAGCGUUCCUUGGCAAUCAUUUUGGAUUGCGGGAACCCGAGGCUCCGUGGCUACUAUGGAUGUCUAGAAUGACGACACUGGUCACGGUAACAGCCACAAUCGGACUAUCCGGUCCAGUCAUGGGAGUCAUAAGUAACAUUGAAGAUUCUCGCCCGCUUAGCAGUAAGGUAAAUGCGUUGCUGACCAUCCCAGCUUUGGUCUGUUCUGCGGCGCAUCUUCAAGAGUUGGAGCAUGCCGAACCUGGCUACAACAUAAUACCAUCGGCGCUGGAAGAAGCCUCCAAUAUUGUUGACUACGUCGACCGGUGGAUGUAUGCGAACAUUGUUGAACCUGCCACCCCCGCUGAGGUCAGAGCAGUCUCCUUAUUUGUACUGUGCUGGGCCAAUUCUACGAGGUCGUUCAUACAACUAUUUGAAGGCUUCAGCUCCACCGUCUGA